Saprolegnia parasitica CBS 223.65 is the source of this 754-nucleotide messenger RNA. RefSeq lists its product as hypothetical. Gene Ontology annotation, biological process: glutathione metabolic process. Lineage: Eukaryota; Oomycota; Saprolegniomycetes; Saprolegniales; Saprolegniaceae. The coding region runs from base 82 to 747 and encodes 221 amino acids. Gene Ontology annotation, molecular function: glutathione transferase activity. The record is from RefSeq and is a predicted model, not a curated record. The transcript has a single exon.
GCAUGAAGGCCAGAAGGAACGAACGAGCCGGCUACGGCGGCUAGUCGACGACCAUUGCUCAACAACUGGACCCGCGCGCAGAUGACGGACGCCGGUGGCCUCGUGCUGCGGUACUUUGACAUCCCUGGCCGCGCCGAGAUCACGCGGCUCCUCUUUACCAUCGGCGACGUGCCUUUCCAAGACAAGCGCAUUCCCAAGGCGCUGUAUCCGCACCUUAAGCCCAAGCUGCGCCUGCCGUUUGGAUCGCUCCCGACGCUCGAAGUCCAGGGCGAGACGUAUGGCUGCAGCCUCGCGAUCGCGCGCUACGCCGCCAAGCGCGUCGGCCUCUACCCGGACGACGCGCUAGAUGCCUUUCGCAUCGACCACUUCGCAGGCCUCGUCCACGACACGAUGGUCACGUUGCUCGUGGUGCUGUACAUGGACGGCUGCGCCGUACUGCGCGCGAAGCGGCUGCGGCGGGCGCGACGGCGGAUUCCGCAGCUGCUCGAGCACUUCGAGGCCGAAGCAGUGGGCGACGGCAGCUUCUUCUCGACCAUCUCCUGGCUCGAUGUCUACCUCUUCGACUUGAUCCACAACGUCCUUCUGCGCUUUUGCAACGUCCUGCGCAUUCCGUUUGACAAGUACACGAAGCUCCAAGCCAUCUACAAGACGAUUCUUUGCGAUCCCAAAAUCGCUGCUUAUUUAACGCGCACCGAGGGCCCGGGUAUGAUGGCCUUUCGCCCUCGCUGCACGACGACCCACUCGUAAUGCCAAC